UAAACUGUAAUGGAGAAUCCGAUUCCCUGUACUAAACACAGCUUGUAGCAGUGAUUUGCACGUGUAGAGUGGGGAUAAUUAAACGUUUAAUUAUUCACGAGAAGAUGUGAGGUCUGCGUAAGCGCCUUCCGCGGCGCUGAAACUCACUACGAUUUUUUUAUUAAAAAUUGUGAUUAAAUGAAAUAAUAGUAUGGAGUAGUUUAUUAAAUAAAAUAUUGUUUGAAAGUCCUUAACCGUUGGUUUAUUCAGUCCAAAUAGGUGAUAGUUUGGGAAGUUGGGUUUCACCUAAUCUUGUCAUUUUCAGGACGGCGGCUAAGGAUACACUGCUUUGCUUUUUUAAAUUAUAAAUUUCAGUGCGUUGCGGCACGAGAACUAGUAGGGUUGGGUCUAUGCCCUAAGUUUACUCCAUUUUGACUUCCUCCUUCCAAUAAUUCACAACCAUUUAAUACUACUAUAUAUACAUAUAUUUCAUUAUUAAACAUUUUAAGUAUUUUAAAGUUUAAUGAUUUUUUUAAAGUAAGAACACUGGUUAACAAGGGUAGCUCAUAUUCACCAUCCAAAUAUUUUUUGUAACCAAAUAUUUUGUAAGACUUAAAAACUAAAAGUAAAUUAACAAUUCUUUUAUUUCAAAACUAAAAAUGAAUAAAUAUAAAUCUUAGAGGGGUAACCUGAGAACAACUUAGUCUCGAUCUUAAUGGAAUUAAGGUAUUUGAAAAAUAAAACGAACACAACAGCAAUUAAAUAUAAGCUAAUUAAAGUAUUGUAGUUUAUAUAGAUAUCCUUAAAAUAAAGCGUUUGUAUUUGAAGCAUUGUUGAAACUUCUGUCCGCAUCUCUAAAUAAUAAAUUGAUAAAGCAUUUGAAGAAAAGUUGAACGUUUUGGGUAAAGUUUGAGUAUUUUGAUACCACUUCAUAAAUUUGGUAAUAAUACUCUAUUAAAGUUAAACUCUUGAAUGAAUCCAACUAAAUUAUAGUACAGAAUUGAUUAUGUGCCCAUCCACUCCUAUUGUCAGAAUUCCAGCAUUAAUAAAACUGUCAGUUGUAUCUAAAAAAGCUUUGAUAAUGAAAACGAGACUGAUUAGCGAAAUGGAUCUUGUGAAACAGGAAUACUGGGCAAAUGAGAAAGAACAGUUUAGUCCUGUAUCGAUACUAGAUUGUCCAUUUGUAGAUGAAGAAGAGAUUUACAAGCGUCGUUUCAGAUCCACUUCCUCUGUUGUUUCCAUCACGGAAGGAAGGAAACACAAGCAUAUGCACGAAAGAUGCCAUUUAGAAAGUGUGGCUUCACCGGAGCCGGUGGUUUUAGAGAAAAGGUUCGCGCGGUUAGAGGCGGGGGAUGAAACACUCAAGCAUUCUACAAAACAACGUUCCCGCGUAGUAGUGCCAGCAGCGCGUACUCGAAAUAACUUGCGUCCUGCAAGCAAUCACGACAUUGAGGAGAACGCUCGAAAUCUUCUCAACUUCGUUAAAGGAUCAAAUCCACAGAACACUUUGAUACUUAAGGCAGAGAAUCUGCUGUUUGAUUACUUCAUGAAGAGUGUUGGAGAAUGUAAAGAAAUUGAUCUGUCAAAAAAGCUUCACCUUUGCAAGGUAGCAGAGGAUUGGAUAAACGGGCGACCCCAAGAACUGUAUUUGGAUUGGGAAGAACAAGGACGAAGGUCUGUGUAUGUUAGGGAGAUGGACAGAUGUGAAGGGUGGAAAAACUAUGAUCAAGAAAUACAACAAUUGGGUGGGGACCUGGCAAACGAAGUCUUGACAAUUCUGGUUAAUGAGUCAGUGCUUGAUCUUAUGAUACGUGCCAGCCACUGAGAUAACAUGCUGCCGAUUACCUUUUUCCAUUGUUUCUUUUUCCUUUUACAUCGAUUGUAUUCGUCUCUUCUCCCUGUCUCGGGGAUACGAGACUCUAAAUUUUGGAACAAUUAGGGAAAAUUUUUGCUUUUACUUACCAUGUUUUUCUUCCCCAAUAUCCUGCCUAUAUCGCUUUGGCUUCUAGUAUUUAUUAGGACUUGGGAAAAAAAAUUAAAUUCAUCUUCU
Messenger RNA from Vigna umbellata (rice bean), 2029 nucleotides. The record is from RefSeq and is a predicted model, not a curated record. Lineage: Eukaryota; Viridiplantae; Streptophyta; Magnoliopsida; Fabales; Fabaceae.